This is a messenger RNA of Symbiodinium natans, 1698 nucleotides long. The record is from the annotation of a GenBank genome assembly. NCBI's taxonomy places the organism in Eukaryota, Dinophyceae, Suessiales, Symbiodiniaceae.
AUGGAGAUGCAGAAGGUCUUCCCCAUUGCGCGGUCCGACUUUCAGGUGAUGGAGCAACAGUGCCAGGGUCGAGAGCGCGCCGACAUCGUUGGCGUGGUCACGCAGUUGGACUUGCCACCAACCAGCAAGCCCAAAGCGAAUCUCUGGCUGAAAGACUUGUCCGGCAAGGAAAUGCUGGUGAACGUGUGGGGCAGACGGCACGUGGAUCUGCUGACGAAUGUGCAACCAGGUCAGGUCAUCCAACUUGACAAUUGCGGCCUCAUCAAGCGAGAAGACUCCUCCCUGGAAGGAACGGCUGAACAUUUCCUUGACAAUGACAAGCACGGCUUUUCUGCGCUGCACGUGGACCCACCUGGCUUGCGGGCAGACAAGCUUCGCGAACUCGGCACAGACCAGGGCGACCGCAUUUCCAAGCCGUGGUGCCCGUCCUUGACUGGCGGCGGCAGGUUGACUUCCGACAUGGGGCCUUGUGUUGUCGCAUGUGCCGCAACCAUGAAUGCCUUCGGCUCGGCAAUGGAGCAAGGAGAAAAAGUCGAAGUGGCGAUGCACAGCAUUUGGCUGGUCAACGUGCUUGGAGAUCCGGUCUGCACCCCGUGUAGACACUGUCAGACCAAGAUUGAUGACGUCAGCGGCAAGUGCAAGCGUGCUGACACCAGUGGCUGCCAGACGGAGCCCGCAGAGGCUGCUCGCGUGCUGGCCACCGUGCACGUGGCGGAUUGGACGGGGCAGCUGGACAAUGUCCUGGUGGGAGGAGCGGAGCUCGCAGUGCUGGCCCGGGUCGCGGACGAGCAGGCGCUGGCCCAGUUGUUGCUUCGGGACAAGGGCCCGCAGGCGCUUUGCUUCAAGGGGCCCUUCGAUGCUCGCUUGGGUACUUCACAGCGGCUGGGGCAGCCCCGCGGCGCUUUGCUGCAGUCCUCGCAAGCUUCGCAGGCAUCCGCAAGUGCUCCGACGCAAUUUCAGAUCUUAGCAGCUCGUCCUUCCUUCGGAGAAGCUUACGAUGAGCGCGCGCGUCCCAUGGUCAAGAAGGUGACGCGCCUGGUAAAUGAAAUGAGGGAUGGCGCGGUCCUGCCUGUGCAGAGUCUGUUCUCAGACUUGUCCUGCUCGGACCUCGGGACCUUCUUCACGCGCGGUUCCGUGUUCGCGGAGUGCGUGACGCUGCUGGCCUUCGCCAAGGACGAGCCGUCCAUGGACGAGGUGGACACUGGCGGCGAGAAGCAUUUGGUCACCAAGCACCAGCAGGUCUUUUCGUACCCACACAUGGACGGCGCCCAGCCAUUCGCGAUCGAGGCCUUUUGUCACUUCACCAGCUGUCACCUCUUCAACAUGGCAGACGACCAACCACGGUUUUUGGUGGGACGCGUACUCAGGAACGAGGCCACGGACGCUGUGGUCUUGCACGUGGAGUGGAUGUCCCGGGCGACGGAGGCUCAAGUUCGCAACCUGGAGACAGAGCGCGCCAUGGUCUGGGACUUGCUCGCGGGGGAGCCGACGCUGCAGAGCAACAAGCGCCCGGCCACCAGUCUCAUCGAGGAGACGCCGACGAAGGUGAAGUGCGCAGCCUGGGACGUUGCCUGUGCGCCGGCGCCGGACACGGCGGAAGGCUCGCCCUGGACAGGUCAGUCAGCGCCUGCAGCGCCUGUGGGCAUGCGCACACUCUCGCAGCUCCUGCUAAAAAGACUGCGUGUCUCCCUGGACUGA